CCUUGACUUCCUGUCCUAGGGAAGGGGCUGCCUGGAGGGGCCAGAACAGAGGAAGUAGAGCCCUUUUUCUCCCAAGGACUCAGUUUUUUUCAGAAGCAACAUGUCAGAGGGGGUGGGCACAUUCCGCAUGGUUCCAGAAGAGGAACAGCAGCUCCACUGCCAGAUGGAGAGGCUCACAACCAAGGACCAUGGGCCUGUCUUUGGCCAGUGUAACCAGCUGCCCCGACAUACCUUGCAGAAGGCCAAGGACGAGCUGAACGAGCGAGAGGAGACUCGAUCAGGUGUGGUGCGAGAACUGCAGGAGCUGGUGCAGGAGCAGGCGGCUGCUGGGGAGGAGCUGGCCCAGGCAGUGGCCGAGAGGGUACAGGGGAGGGACAGCUCCUUCUUCCUGCGCUUCAUCCGUGCGCGCAAGUUCAACGUGAGGCGCGCAUACGAGCUGCUCAGAGGCUAUGUACACUUCCGGCUGCAGUAUCCCGAGCUCUUUGACAAUCUGUCCUUGGAGGCUGUCCGCUGCACCAUUGAGGCCGGCUACCCUGGUGUCCUCUCCAGUCGGGACAAGUAUGGCCGAGUGGUCAUGCUCUUCAACAUUGAGAACUGGGACUGUGAGGAAAUCACCUUUGAUGAGAUCUUGCAGGCAUAUUGCUUCAUCCUGGAGAAACUAUUGGAGAAUGAGGAAACCCAAAUUAAUGGCUUCUGCAUCAUUGAGAAUUUCAAGGGCUUUACCAUGCAGCAGGCGGCUGGGCUCCGGCCUUCGGAUCUCAGGAAGAUGGUGGACAUGCUCCAGGACUCAUUCCCAGCCCGGUUCAAAGCCAUCCACUUCAUCCACCAGCCAUGGUACUUCACCACAACGUAUAAUGUAGUCAAGCCCUUCUUGAAGAGCAAGCUGCUCCAGAGGGUCUUUGUCCACGGAGAUGACCUCACUGACUUCUUCCGGGAGAUUGAUGAGGACAUCCUGCCUGCUGACUUUGGGGGCUCACUGCCCAAGUAUGAUGGCAAGGUCACUGCUGAGCACCUUUUUGGCCCCCAGGCUCAAGCUGAGGACACAGCUUUCUGAGGAUAUUUCCUGCCAUCUGAGCUGUAGUUAACAUUCCUGGCCUCUCCUCAGCUGUCCUGGACCUGGGAGAGUCUGGGAAAAAAGCUGCAUAAAAGGACUGUGGUCCCCCUAAACCUUCCUAAGCUUGAAUAAACUCAGGUGUCACCACCUUCCCAGGUUGAAGGGCAAUAAAGAAGGG
Orycteropus afer afer is the source of this 1232-nucleotide messenger RNA. It is a transcript of the gene RLBP1, whose product is annotated as retinaldehyde binding protein 1. Gene Ontology annotation, cellular component: membrane. Gene Ontology annotation, molecular function: phosphatidylinositol bisphosphate binding. NCBI's taxonomy places the organism in Eukaryota, Metazoa, Chordata, Mammalia, Tubulidentata, Orycteropodidae. The record is from RefSeq and is a predicted model, not a curated record.